This is a messenger RNA of Arachis ipaensis, 2243 nucleotides long. RefSeq lists its product as uncharacterized. The record is from RefSeq and is a predicted model, not a curated record. NCBI's taxonomy places the organism in Eukaryota, Viridiplantae, Streptophyta, Magnoliopsida, Fabales, Fabaceae.
UGAUGAUAUAAAAAGGACAGAAGCUUUGUCUACCACCUUUAUGACAAGGUUUGGGAACAUAACCAUGUGUCAUGUGUGGUUGUGUACUAUAGAUUCAGAUUUCAACCCAAUCCUCAAAUUUACCUCGGUAUAUAGAUACUAUUUUGGUCACAAAUUUGCUUAAGUACGUUUCAGUCAGAUCUUCAAACAGAUGUAAUGAUGUAACGUAUAACUAGAACCUAUCACCGUUAAGUAAUUUGUUGCUUUCUUUUAAUGAUUCAUUAUCUCCUUGUCAAUGGACUUUGAUUUGGAAAGACAGAGAAGUGUUGUUUGAAGCUGUUGUAUAUAGUAAUUUUGAUAUGGUUUUUACUCUAACUUUUGGCGUGCAAUCUCUGUUUUUCAAUUUCAAUAGCUGAAAUUGUCCCCACCACCCUGGUUGUGAAGCAUGCAAGGCAAUUCAUCGAGAAGAAUGGCAUAAAAAGCGACCUUAGAUGCGUAUUGGUUCUAGUAGUGGCCGGCCAUAAAAGUUCUCUGUUCCUUUCUUCACCCAUCAAACAAGGAAAAGAUCAAAACACAUUAUUUUUUGGUUUCCUCCUAUGCAAUGCACCGAAUGAUCACUUCACUUCACUUCUCUGUUUUAAUUUCUCGCUUUAGUGUUUGUCACUACUUCACUUUUAUAUAUGCUCUUCACAUUCCAUAUUUCUCUGUUACAACUACUCCACCAUCUUUUUCGAAAAAUAUUAGCUGAUCAACACUUUUUUCUUAAUUUUAUCUUAUAUUUAAAUUAACAUUAACUAACUCGCUGUCUUUCUACACUAAAAAUAUUGGCCCCUUAAUAUUAUUUUGCUUCACGGAUAUCUUUAUAUUUAUAUCUUCAUUUCACAUUCUCGUCAUAAGAUCAUAUUCUUACAAGAAACUUAUCGCUUAAUUCCCACCUUCCUUUCUCAUCCGAACUCUUUGAGUUUGAAAUGGCCACAAACAUUUGGCAUGCGAAAUGGAAACAAGUGGAAGAAAACGAUCAGGACGAAGAUGAAGAUGAAGAACUGGAAGCAUUGUCACUUUGUGAUCUUCCGGUGAAUUCAAUCGAACAAGAAGAUCUGCCAAGAAAACCACCAGCUUCUCAGAUAAGCGAAACUAGAGAAGCGGAAUUCGAUUUCUGCUCAUGGGGUGGCCCGGUAGAAAUGUGUUCAGCAGAUGAAGUUUUCUUCCAAGGCCAAAUGCUCCCAUUGUGUGUCUCAUCAAAAUCCACCACUUCCCAGCGUUAUGGCCAGAAACAUGAGUGGCUAUUUGAAUCAAGGUCAGAAUCCAUGGACCAUUUUUCUUCAAGCGAGUUUCAUAGCAGUAGCAGUAGAAGCAGCAGUUUAAGAAGUCAAAACUCAUGUAGUAGCACCAGCUCCACCACCAUCACCACAAGAACAACAAGAACUUCUAAUGCUAGAAGAGAAGUUCGUGGUCAUCAUUUUUACACGCAUCAUCCAAGUCCCAAACCUCAGUUGAAAGCAAAUAUUACAAGACAAGGAAGCUUUGGUAAUAAUCAUGGUAGAAAGUCGUCAUCAGCAUGGGAUAUUUUCCGUCUAGGUGUGGUUCCUGCACCUGAGAUAGGUUUACAAGAUAUUAAGGUUCGUAGUACCAACAAUGUUAAUAGCAAAAAUUAUAGUAACUUCAAUUUCAAUUUCAACGCUAAUGUCGCCACUACCAAUAAUAGUGUUGAAAUGAGUAACAACAUUAGCGGAAAGAGCAAGAACGUUUUGAAGCAGUUUAUGAACAAAGGUAGUGGUUUAUUCAGUGGUUGUAAGUGCUCAUCAAUUGAAACGGUUGAGGCGGACAUUGCUAUGAUUGGUGGUCACACAAAAAAGUCAAAUGAGACAGAGGGCACAGUGCACGCCAUGAAAGAAAAAGUGGUGGAACAAAAGAGGCAGAACAGUAGGGUAAAGCAGGGAAAGAAGGGUGUGCCACGUCAUCAUCAAAGCUUUGAAUGGAUGAAGGGGCUUUUAAAUAAUACGAAGUAUCACGAUGAGGAGGCUUUGUUAUCAUCAAGCUCAUGAAUUGUUGUGUCAUUGUGUGAUUAUUGGUCGCACUUUGUGUUUAAUAGAUAGAUUAGAAUUAGAUUGCCUUUCUUUAUUAGCUUUGGAAUUAUGAUAUUGGAGUAGAGGAUCUGUGAAAUCAUAGUCAGAAUUUUUUACAUUGCUCGUGAGAAAUGAGGCUGUAAAACGAAUUAUAUCAGUAUCAUUCCUUUAAGAGAUUGAAUUGCUUUUGUUAAGAUA